Molecule: messenger RNA, 825 nt
Organism: Triticum turgidum subsp. durum (durum wheat)
Lineage: Eukaryota; Viridiplantae; Streptophyta; Magnoliopsida; Poales; Poaceae
Source: the annotation of a GenBank genome assembly
AUGGGGCACCCAUACGUCGUUCUGACAAUGGUGCUGGGAACUCGGGGCGGCGGCCUUGAGGUUGGUCGCGACGCUGGUCUGGUCGGUGUGAUUGCAGAUGUGGCGGUCCCCUUCGGCCGCGUGGGCAAUGACGAAGCAACCGGGAGAUGGGUAUCCUUCUUCAUGUUGCUUGGGGAGUGGCCUUGGGGUGCCUCGACGACAUCUGGCAGGGACGGCGUGGUGCACCAGAUCGUGGAGCAGCUCUGCCCGGGGCUCAAGGACGAGGUGAUGAAGAUCACUCCCGUGCAGAAGCAGACCCGCGCCGGCCAGCGGACCCGCUUCAAGGCGUUCGUCGUCGUCGGCGACAGCAACGGCCACGUCGGGCUCGGCGUCAAGUGCGCCAAGGAGGUGGCAACGGCCAUCCGCGGCGCCAUCAUCCUCGCCAAGCUCUCCAUCGUGCCCGUCAGGAGGGGCUACUGGGGGAACAAGAUCGGCCUGCCCCACACCGUGCCCUGCAAGGUCACCGGCAAGUGCGGCUCUGUCACCGUGCGCAUGGUGCCUGCCCCGAGGGGUUCUGGAAUCGUCGCCGCUCGUGUCCCCAAGAAGGUGCUCCAGUUCGCUGGUAUUGAUGAUGUCUUCACUUCCUCGCGUGGAUCCACCAAGACACUUGGCAACUUCGUCAAGGCAACCUUCGACUGCCUGAUGAAGACCUAUGGAUUCCUCACCCCUGACUUCUGGAGGGAGACGACCUUCACCAAGGGGCCGUACCAGGAGUUCACCGACAUCUUGGCGAAGCCGACAAAGGCCUUGAUGCUUGAUGCACCAGUUGAGAAGAUAGAAGCUUAG